AUGCCGGCUUGUGCGUCCGAGUACCGCCUCAUGCGGUCAGCAGAAGUUGUUUAUACUCCUGGAGCAAAAAGAUGUACCCACCAACCAACUAUAACGACGUUACGACGUACAUUUUCGUCAACCUUCUCUCUCAUACCUGAAGAACGUGAAGUCCCUGAGGAUCCACCUUCUCUACCUCGGAUCGUAGAAAUUAUUAUGUGGUUUCCGAAACUACUUCUUCAGCCAGCAAUUAUUUUUUUCAAAAUCUUGUGCCACCCGGCUUGGCGACAAAUACUGGUCGUUCUACCAACCCUGUGGAUUGCAGCAUCGUUAUUUAUCUUUUGGAAGUGCGUUCAGUGCCCUAUCAUUAUUCUGAAUAUGAUCAUUAAUGCUAUAUCUAGUAAAGGCGAGAUAAAACGUACCGUAUUAAUCAGUGGAGGUAGUUCUAUCCAAGCGUUACAUUUGGCAAGAAAUUUUCAUUCUAUUGGUGCCAAAGUGAUAGCUUUCGAGAUAGAAGGUCAAUUCGCUUUGCUGAAGUAUUCUGCAGCAGUCACCAAAUUCUAUACUGUACCUCGGCCAAACCCGGCGGAUCCUCUUGCAUACGCACGUGCUUUGAAAGAAAUUGUUGAAAGAGAGUCUGUUGUAUUCUAUAUACCGGUGAGCUCGUCGACGCCCGCGUACUACGAUGCUUUGGCGAAGCCUCAUUUAGAAGUGUUGGGUUGUCAAUGUUUUGUGCCGUGUGCUCGUGAUGUUAUCACCUUAGAUGAUCCUAUGGAACUAAUACGUACUUGUCGUGUGGCCGGUCUCCCUACACCACAACAUUGGUUUGUUACUAGUGAAGCGGAUGUCCGAGCCUGGUAUGACAGUGGAGUAGCGAAGGAAGGCCGCUACUUCAUCGCGAGUUCAGGUCCGCGAGGUGCGAGGGAUCGCAUGAGGUUUGUUAUGCCCGAUGAUAAAGAAAAAUUCAGGUUUCCGCGAGAAAUUAGUUCUGAAAAACCAUGGGUUAUUGUAAAAGAACCGAAAGGUGAGAGGAUCAUAACUUGUACAACUCUAAAAGAAUCUCGUGCAGUUAAUAAUGUUAAUUGUCGCGUAGAUACUACCAAGAAAGGUCUUGUGCCACAAAUAGACGAAGAGUCCGAUGCUUGGGUGCAAAUGUUUGUAACUGCUCUCAAACCAACGAAGCCUAUGACAGGUCACGUAUCGUUCAGACUUGUACGUGAAGAGCACAUAAAAAACGGAAAUAAGACUAGGAUGGUAGCGAUAGGAGCCCGUGUUGGAGUAUCCCUGCCAUAUUUAUGUCAAGGAUCAAAGAGGUGUAUUCAUUCAGUUGGCAUGAGGAGGCUUUUGAAUUCCGUACUUGACACACGUGGAGCGCUUUUUGCCUAUUGGGACCCGUUACCUUACUGCGCAUACUACCAGGCCCGAUUUCCCGAAGACCGGCAGCUGCCACCACCGGAGCCCUGCAAAACUCCACCGAACGUACCUCUC
Messenger RNA from Brenthis ino (lesser marbled fritillary), 1467 nucleotides. Lineage: Eukaryota; Metazoa; Arthropoda; Insecta; Lepidoptera; Nymphalidae. The record is from the annotation of a GenBank genome assembly.